AUGAAGACAUUCUUUACAGCUAUUAUUCUCGGCAUUUUUGCCAUCACCACCUGUGCCCGCGAGGUUGACGUCGAAACGACGACCAGUGCUAUUACAAGCACACACACAUCCCACAAACCAAUAAAAACCCACCCACCAACCACCCUCGUCGCCAAAAAGACCACUUCCACAACAUCGACUUUCACUCCACGUCCCACCUGCGACGUUGUCAUGUUCCGCAUCGACUGCCCAGAAACUCCAGAUCCAUGCUGUUCUCGCAUUAUCCCUACCGAUUCAGGCAGCGGCUUCAUCUGCGCCAGUGAGUGGGACGCCAUUGAUGAAGGCGUAGAAUGGGAGUCGUGCGUUGAAACCACUACUACCUCUUCCUCUGAGAUCACGGUACCCACUGGUUACGCAGCUUUUGCAGCUGCGGAUGGCAAGGGUGGAAAUGUCACCACGAUUACUACUACUGUAGUAUCAUUCCCCGAGCCUACAUAUAGCUCUGGAGCUUCUGGAGCUAAGGGGCUGAGGAUGGGUGGUCCGGCGGCAUUCGGACUGUUGGGGCUGGUGUUUGCGAUACAUUAUUAG
Molecule: messenger RNA, 567 nt
Organism: Orbilia oligospora ATCC 24927
Lineage: Eukaryota; Fungi; Ascomycota; Orbiliomycetes; Orbiliales; Orbiliaceae
Exons: 2
Coding region: 1-567 (188 amino acids)
Source: RefSeq, a predicted model, not a curated record